CAGGUCGGUAACGAUUGGCGAGAUAUAGUGACUGAGAAUUAUUUUCAUUUGGCUCAUUAGCGUUGGACCAUUGGUAUUCAUUUUUGUGUGGUAAAUUGUCCCGGUAUUGAAAGUUUUUCAUUUCGCAUUUUUUUAUUUUUCUAAUAAAAAAUUUGUUGAACCUACGCUUUUGUGUAAAACUAAUGUAGAAAAAUUAAAAAAAGCAAAAAAUUCGUCAAAUAAUGUUUUUAAAGCUUUGUUAAAAAAAAAUACAAACGAUUAUGGUAAACCUGGUUUAAUCUAAAACUGACGUAUGUUGAGGUGCAAUUAAAAUUUUAUGACAUAUUAAUUAAUCAAAUCAAACCUUGAGUCCAAGUCCAAGAAACAAGGAAGAUUGAAAUCCCGCUGUAAUAAAAGAAAAGUAUUAUACUGCGAGAUUGUACACUGUACAUAGUGGAGGUGGAAAAUUACAGUGAAGUACUUAGCACAACAAACCGACAUUAUUGCACACGUAAACAUGAAUAGCGAGGUGAAACAUAGCCAAAAAAACCCGGAGGAAAAAUCGAAUUUUCUGAGUCUGUUAGUCUUCGGGUGGAUGGCACCUAUAUUUUGGAAAGGGGCGAAACGGGAUCUACAAAUAACUGACCUGCAGUACGAUCCAUUGAAAACAGACCAGUCCGAAUACCUCGGUGAUAUUUUGGAGAGAGAAUGGUCAAAAGAAUUACUAGAAUCGGAGGCUGAGUUGACGCGAAAAGAGAACGGCGAAAAGAAGGCGAAAAGGCGGGCGAGUCUGACGCGGGCGAUAAUCAGGGCCUUCUGGUUCCCUUACAUGUUACAAGGGCUGCUUUUGCUGGUUCAGUCAACGGCGUUGCACGUCUCUCAGCCUAUGUUGCAAGAGUGGAUAAUCGGGUACUUCAACCAUGGCGAGAAAAACCUCGUAACGCAAACCGAGGUCCUCGUCUAUGCCGGUUGCCUGGUAAUCGUGACUCUCCUUGUCGUCUUUAUAACUCACCACACGACUCUGCGCACGCAGCAAAUUGGUAUGCGAGUCAGGGUUGCUUGCUGCUCGAUUUUGUACCGGAAGAUUCUCCGAAUCGAUCAGGCUUCCUUUAACAACACCGCCUCUGGACGGGUUGCGAAUUUAAUCAGCAAUGACGUUGCUCGGUUUGACAUGGUCCCGGUAUUUCUUCACCACAUUUGGAUAAUGCCGAUACAGGUGAUGUUGAUAGGAUACGUGAUGUGGCGAUCUGUCGGUGUGGCUUCGUUGGUGGGAAUCGGAACAAUGAUGUUACAGACAAUACCGAUUCAAGGGUAUUUGAGUCACCUCAGCGCAAAGUUGAGGUCAAAGAUUGCAGUGAAGACGGACGAGCGCGUGCAUUUGAUGAGCGAACUGAUUUUGGGUAUUCAGGUAGUGAAAAUGUACUCGUGGGAAAAACCGUUCGAAUCGAUCAUGUCGAAGGUUCGAGGUCUGGAAGUAAAACUGAUCGGCUACACUUCAUACUUGAGAGGAUUCUAUCUGAGCGUUAUGGCGUUCUCCGAAAGAGUUUCGCUUUAUUUAACCCUUAUCACGUUUGUCAUUAUGGGGAAUUCCCUCACCGCUCAAAUCACCUUCGUUCUCGCCAGUCUGUUCAGCAUUCUACAAUUCUCCUGCACAAUCUGCUUCCCUCAGGCUAUCAUACAGGCGGGUGAAGCCAACGUGUCUUUGAAUAGACUAACGGAUUUCCUAUUACUUGAUGAAUUCAAGCAUACAGAAAAUUUUCCCGUUACAACCGAAAUCGAGAAGAAUGGAGUUUCGAAUAACACGGAGAGAAUCAAGUCUCCGGGUCAGCAAACAAGAAACGAAGUUGGAAUAGAGAUGUGUAAAAUUGCCGCUAACUGGGUUCACGGUCAGCUGCCACCGACGCUUUCUGAGGUCUCUUUGACCAUAACUGCCAGGUCACUGUGCGCUCUGGUCGGUCCAGUUGGCUCAGGGAAAUCGUCACUGCUUCAUCUGGUGCUGGGUGAGCUGCCGAUCAGAGCUGGAAGACUGUCAUUGUUCGCCGGCGGAAAUGGGUCGAAAACCAAGAUCAUUGAUACUCGAGAUAUCCGCAUCUCAUACGCCAGUCAAGAUCCAUGGCUGUUCUCCGGUUCCGUUAGGGACAACAUUCUUUUGGGUCAGCCGUUUGACAAGGAAAGGUACCACGAGGUAACCAGAGUAUGCGCGUUGCUGAAGGACUUCGAGCAGCUUCCUCAGGGCGACUUAAGCUUUGUCGGGGAAAGAGGAGCGGCUCUUUCCGGAGGGCAGAAGGCUCGGGUCAAUUUGGCCCGAGCGGUUUACAGAGACGCUGACCUCUACCUGCUCGACGACCCUCUAAGUGCAGUUGACCCUCGAGUUGGCCGGCACUUGCUCGAGGAGUGCAUCAGUGGAUUCCUGAAAGGAAAAACCCGGAUCCUUGUCACUCAUCAGCUUCAAUAUCUCCAGAAGGCAGAUACUGUCGUUGUUCUCAAUCACGGUUUCGUUGAACACCAGGGGACCUUUGCUGAACUGGCCAAAUCGAAUUGUCACAUUUUCGGUUCCGAGCUGUCUGACGAAAACAACGAAGCCGCUCACUGUAAUGACAACAAUUCCGACGAAUUGGAUUGCAAGACGCAAACGACUAAAUUUUGGGAUGAGCUGAGGUUGACGAGUCACAGAGUGGUCGAAGGGGCCAUCAGAGAUGAGGAAGCAGCGACUGGAAAAAUGUCGAACAAAGUAUACCAAGGGUACUUAACAGCCGGUAAUAGUUUGUGUUCGCUCAUAUUUAUAGCAGCGAUAUUCAUUGCUGGCCAAAUAGCGGUGAGUGGAACCGAUUACUGGGUCGCGUAUUGGACGAACCAGGAGACUCAGAAGGUGGCGUCGAUGGAGUCUACGGCAAAUGUUGACUGUCGAGAAACGACGAGCAUAAAGUUAUCGGACUUGAAGUGGUGCGAUGAGUUCAGAUUGCUGAGUUCAAAUCUUCCAAUUUACAUCUAUACAUUCUGCAUUGCUGGUCUCGUUAUAUUGACGACACUGCGAAGUUUCCUCUUCGUCAGGAUGUGCAUGAACGCAAGUCGCCAGAUUCACGAUUCAAUGUUCAACAACAUUCUGAGGGCUACAAUGAGGUUUUUCAACACUAAUCCGUCCGGACGGAUCAUGAAUCGAUUUUCAAAGGACAUUGGAACGAUGGACGAGGUGCUGCCAAAGGUAAUGCUCGAGGCGCUUCAGAUAUUCGCUAUUCUGUUGGGGAUUAUGGCGAUGGUGGUAAUUGUCAACCACUGGAUGAUUAUACCGACCGUGGUGAUGGCGGUGGUUUUGUACGUGGUUAGAAUCUACUACCUGAAAACAGCUUUGAACGUGAAGCGCCUUGAAGGCAUGGGUAAGGCCAAAAGUCCGGUUUUCUCACACGUCAAUUCUACCCUCGCGGGACUUACGACCAUCAGAAGCAGGGGAAAAUCGGUACAGGAAUUACUGAUGCGAGAGUUUGACCGUCAUCAAGACGCCCACACGGGCGCUUGGUACCUCACCAUUGUCGCCUCGAACGCCUUUGGCUUCAUUCUUGACCUCGUUUCCUGCAGUUUUAUUGCCUGCGUUUGUUUCUCCUCAAUCCUGAUGGACGAUGAAAGCACUCUUCCUGGUUCCGUCGGACUCGCCAUUAGUCAAUCGCUGAUACUGACUGGCCUUGUUCAGUACGGUGUCCGGCAGAGCACAGAGGUUAUCUCGCAGAUGACCUCCGUCGAAAGAGUUCUACAGUACACUAAUGACUUGCCCAAGGAGGGACCUUUCACCAGUAAUAACACUCCCGCGUCGACUUGGCCUUUGAAAGGUGGUUUAAUAUUGAAUAAUGUCUCGAUGAGGUACGUCGAGGACAAGCCACCGGUUCUUAAGAACCUAAACUUGACGAUAAACCCUGGCUGGAAGAUUGGUAUAGUGGGAAGAACCGGGGCUGGAAAGUCUUCUAUAAUAUCAGCGUUGUUUCGGCUGACUGAAGUUGGAGGUGAGGGUGAAAUACAGCUGGAUGGGAUCGACACGAAGUCCAUCGGACUGCACGAGCUGCGACCCAGAAUCUCGAUCAUCCCUCAGGAGCCGAUUUUGUUCUCGGCGAGUCUCCGGUUCAACUUGGAUCCCUUCAACCAAUUUUCGGAUGCCGAGCUUUGGGACAGUCUGCGGCAAGUUGAGCUUGGUGACGUGGUGCAGACCCUCGAUUUCAAGGUCACCAGGGGCGGAGUAAACUUCAGCGUUGGACAACGCCAACUGAUAUGCUUAGCUAGAGCCGUUCUCAGGAGGAAUCGAAUCCUCGUUCUUGAUGAAGCAACCGCCAAUGUUGACCGAGGAACCGAUGCUCUGAUCCAAAAGACCAUCAGGCAGAGAUUCACUGAUUGCACGAUACUGACGAUUGCUCAUAGAAUCAACACGAUAAUGGACAGUGACCGCGUCUUGGUCAUGGCGGAAGGCCGUAUCGUGGAGUUCGGUCAUCCCUAUUCACUGUUGAAAAAUCAUCAGGACGGUCCGUUUUCGGAAAUGGUCAAACAAACCGGCAGUUCGACGUCGAAAAAAUUAAUUGCCAUCGCCGAGAGCGCUUAUCAAUUGACGAACUCUGGAUUGGAGGAAAAUCUAAACGAUACUUUAGUCACUAACAAUCAAGAUAACUCGACGUAUUUGUAGCGAUUCGAUUGCACCAGCAGCUUUAACGUUAUCACUUCAUUAUCCAUGCUUCAUUAUUUAUAAUUUUAUACUACCAUGCCCGAAUUGUAUUAGUACAUGAUUCGAUGCAACAUUGUGUUUCGAAUCGAUCAUCGAAUUAUUCACAUUUCAGUUCACACUCAGUUGAAACUGUCACUGACAAUUACCAACAAUAAAUGUACAUGCACGUACAAAAUACGGUAUUGUGCGAAAGAGCCACAAUCUACACUAAGAAAAAAACUUAAAUCACUAUAACGUAGUUCUGAAGAAUUGGAAAAAAGACAGCGUACGUCAGAUUCCUUGUAUCGUUUGAGGAAAUGUAGUCAAGCUGUUAUGGGAAGUACCAGAGCGAUGUAUGUUUCCCAUCUCUGCAAUAUGACUAUACGCAGAAUUACUCCAGGAUAAAAUAUCGCGAACAGUUUUUCUCUAACGUCAGACUUCCUAUAAUAUGACGACCACUUUUACUAUGCAUAAAAAUGGCGCUGAUCUUUGUUGAAUAAUUUGAGUUUACACCAAAUUUCGGGUUAUCGACCAGACGACUUAUUGACUUAUCUUUCCGGAUUUUGACCCCCGCCCAUCAUCAGGUAUAAAACGCAGGCAGCUGUACCGUAAAUUUCGAGGGAUUGCUCACUCGCAAAUUCGGUGGCACGACAAUUUCCAAAAGGAAUCGAUUUCUUGUGAUUUUUACUGCGAUUCUCGUGAUUUCCGAAUCAAUGAGAUCACCUGCGACAUAUAUUGACAAUAAUUAAUUUACGAUUAAGGCCACGACGGUACUCAAUCAAUAAUGUAGAUUAUUAAAUAAAUUGGAAUUCCCAGCGAUUCCCCAAAUGA
This is a messenger RNA of Neodiprion virginianus, 5488 nucleotides long. Its product is annotated as ATP-binding cassette sub-family C member 4-like. The transcript is spliced from 16 exons. The coding region runs from base 497 to 4639 and encodes 1380 amino acids. Gene Ontology annotation, cellular component: membrane. The record is from RefSeq and is a predicted model, not a curated record. Gene Ontology annotation, molecular function: ATP hydrolysis activity; ABC-type transporter activity; ATP binding. NCBI's taxonomy places the organism in Eukaryota, Metazoa, Arthropoda, Insecta, Hymenoptera, Diprionidae. Gene Ontology annotation, biological process: transmembrane transport.